AUGUCCUGUUGUCCUGCUGCUAAUUUCCUGGGAGAAGAGCUCUCCUCCACGCCGCCCCUCAGCGCCCUGGGACGCCUGGCAGAGGCGGCCGUGGCGGAGAAAAGAGCCAUCUCGCCCUCCAUCAAGGAGCCGUCUGUCAUCCCCAUCGAAGUCAUCCCCACGGUGCUGUUGGAUGAGAUUGAGGCAGCAGAGGCAGAAGGCAAUGAUGACCGCAUUGAGGGAGUGCUGUGUGGAGCUGUGAAGCAGCUGAAGAUGAACAGAGCCAAACCUGACACCACUCUGUACCUGAGCCUUAUGUACCUGGCAAAAAUCAAACCAAACAUAUUUGCCACCGAAGGGGUUAUCGAGGCACUGUGCAGCCUACUCCGAAGAGAUGCCUCCAUCAAUUUCAAAGCCAAAGGGAAUAGUCUUGUGUCUGUCUUGGCAUGCAACCUUCUCAUGGCAGCUUAUGAAGAGGAUGAGAACUGGCCAGAGAUCUUUGUCAAGGUGUACAUUGAGGACUCCCUUGGGGAGCGCAUCUGGGUGGACAGCCCUCACUGCAAGACAUUUGUGGAUAACAUCCAGACAGCUUUUAACACAAAGAUGCCUCCUAAGACCAUGCUCUUGCAUGGAGAAGUUGGACGUAGUGGAGGGGACCUUAGUGCUGGGAGUAGCCCACACCCUUCCAUGACAGAGGAGGAGGACAGCCAGAGUGAGCUGCUGAUUGCAGAGGAGAAAAUGAGUCCAGAGCAGGCGGGCCAGCUCAUGCCCAGGUAUGAAGACCUUGCAGAGAGUGUGGAGGAAUAUGUCCUAGACAUGCUUCGGGACCAGCUGAACCGGCGCCAGCCCAUGGACAAUGUCUCCAGGAACCUCCUCCGGCUGCUGACAGCCACCUGUGGCUACAAAGAGGUGCGUCAGAUGGCUGUGCAGAGGCUGGAGAUGUGGCUGCAGAAUCCAAAGCUGACCAAACCAGCUCAGGACUUGCUGAUGUCAGUCUGUAUGAACUGUAACACCCACAGCUCAGAGGACAUGGAAGUUGUGGUUUUAAAUGCCAGCUUGGGGCAUGGAGUGUCUUGUGUAUCCCUGGUCUUCCCUUGCAGAGAGCUGCUGAAUGCACACAGGGAUAACCUGGGCACCACCAUUAAGUUUGUGAUUUUCAAUGAACUAUCAAAUGCAAGAAAUCCCAACAACAUGCAGAUCCUGUAUACUGUGCUUCAGCACAGCUCAGAGCAAGCUCCCAAGUACCUGGCAAUGGUGUUCCAGGACCUGCUGACCACCAAGGAUGAUUACCUGCGAGCUUCACGGGCUCUGCUGAGAGAGAUCAUCAAACAGACAAAACACGAGAUCAACUUCCAGGCCUUCUGUCUGGGUCUCAUGCAGGAACGGAAGGAGGCCCUGUAUGCAGAGAUGGAAUUCAAGGAGCGGUUUGUCAUCCACAUAACUGACCUGCUAGCUGUCUCCAUGAUGCUUGGUAUCACAGCCCAGGUGAAGGAGGCAGGAAUUGCUUGGGACAAAGGAGAGAAAAAGAACCUGGAAGUGCUGCGCUCUUUCCAGAACCAAAUUGCUGCUAUCCAACGUGAUGCUGUCUGGUGGCUGCACACAGUUGUUCCAUCUAUCAGCAAACUAGCUCCAAAGGACUAUGUGCACUGCCUCCACAAGGUGCUCUUCACAGAACAGCCAGAAACCUACUACAAAUGGGACAACUGGCCCCCUGAGAGUGACCGCAACUUCUUCCUUCGCCUGUGCUCGGAGGUGCCCAUCCUGGAGGACACCCUGAUGCGCAUCCUUGUGAUCGGAUUGUCGCGGGACCUGCCCCUGGGCCCCGCCGAUGCCAUGGAGCUCGCCGACCACUUGGUGAAGAGGGCUGCAGCUGUGCAAGCAGAUGAUGUUGAGGUCCUGAGGGUAGAAAGAAUCCAGCUGAUCGAUGCAGUCUUAAAUCUGUGCACUUAUCACCAUCCAGAGAAUAUCCAGCUACCUCCAGGGUACCAGCCUCCAAAUCUAGCUAUUUCUACUCUCUACUGGAAAGCCUGGCCUCUCCUGCUUGUAGUGGCUGCGUUCAAUCCUGAAAAUAUUGGUCUGGCUGCAUGGGAGGAGUACCCCUCUCUAAAGAUGCUCAUGGAAAUGGUCAUGACCAAUAAUUAUUCCUAUCCUCAAUGUACCUUGACGGAUGAGGAGACACGCACAGAGAUGAUUAAUCGUGAACUUCAAAUCUCCCAGAGAGAAAAACAGGAGAUUCUUGCAUUUGAGGGUCAUCUGGCAGCUGCAUCCACAAAACAAACAAUUACAGAAAGCAGCAGCCUCUUGCUGUCCCAGCUGACAAGUCUGGACCCUCAGGGCCCCCCUCGCAGACCUCCACCACAUGUCCUGGAGCAGGUGAAAAGCCUGAACCAGUCUCUUCGCUUGGGCCACCUUCUGUGUCGCAGUCGCCAUCCUGACUUUCUUCUCAACAUCAUUCAAAGACAGGCCUCAUCACAGUCAAUGCCAUGGCUGGCAGAUCUGGUUCAGUCCAGCGAGGGCUCCUUGGAUGUCCUGCCCGUGCAGUGUCUUUGUGAGUUCUUGCUUCAUGAUGCUGCUGAUGAAUCGACCUCAGGUGAGGAAGAAGAGGAGGGUGAGAGUAAGGACCAGCGUGCCAAGAAACGCCAGAGACAGCAGAAACAAAGGCAGUUGCUUGGACGCUUGCAAGACUUGCUGUUGGGACCCAAAGCAGAUGAACAGACAACCUGUGAGGUGCUUGACUACUUCCUGCGGCGCCUGAGUUCCUCCCAGGUGGCUUCCCGGGUCCUGGCCAUGAAGGGCCUGUCCUUAGUGCUGUCGGAAGGAGGAAUGCGUGAUGGGGAGGAGAAGGAUCACCCCAUGGAAGAAGACUCUGGUGAUUCUGAGCUGCUGCAGGGAUAUCAGUGGCUGCUGAGAGACCUCCCGAGGCUGCCACUGUUUGACAGUGUGAGAGCCACAACAGCUCUGGCCUUGCAGCAGGCCAUCCACAUGGAGACAGAUCCCCAGACCAUCAGUGCUUACCUGGUGUACCUCUCCCAGCAUGCCCCAGUGGAGGAGCAGGGGCAGCACAAUGACCUUGCUCUGGAUGUUGCCCGUCUGAUCGUGGAGCGCUCCACCAUCAUGUCCCACCUGUUCUCCAAGCUCUCCUACAGUGCUGAGUCAGAUGCAGUGCUCGUGGCUCUGCUCUCCAUCUUCUCCCGCUACAUCAAGCGCAUGCGGCAGAGCAAGGAGGGCGAGGAGGUGUACAGCUGGUCAGAGUCCCAGGAUCAGGUGUUCCUUCGUUGGACUAGUGGGGAAACAGCCACCAUGCACAUCCUUGUGGUCCAUGCCAUGGUUAUUCUCCUGACACUGGGGCCACCUCAAGGGGAUGGUGAUUUUUAUACCUUACUGGAUAUAUGGUUCCCGGAGAAAAAGCCCCUUCCUACUGCUUUUCUGGUUGACACCUCUGAGGAGGCUCUGCUGCUCCCUGACUGGUUGAAGCUGCGGAUGAUCCGCUCCGAGGUCCCGCGUCUCGUUGAUGCAGCCCUGCAGGACCUGGAGCCACAGCAGCUGCUUCUCUUUGUUCAGUCCUUUGGAAUCCCAGUUUCCAGCAUGAGCAAACUUCUUCAGUACCUGGAUCAGGCAGUAUCUCAUGACCCACAGACACUGGAGCAGAACAUCAUGGACAAGAACUACAUGGCUCAUCUUGUGGAGGUUCAACAUGAGAGAGGAGCAACAGGAGGCCAAACUUUCCACUCCCUGCUUACUGCCUCCUUACCAGCCCGCCGAGACAGCGCUGAGACUGCAAGGUCAAAAUCUAGUCCUGAAAACUCUCAGAGUCAGAGUCGGAUCCGGGCCUUGAGCCAGGUCCGUGUUCUGGGCCCAGAAGAUGAUCUGGCAGGCAUCUUUCUGCAGCUUUUCCCACUGACCCCAGACCCGCGGUGGCAGAACUCCAGCCUGCGGCCGCUGGCCCUGGCACUGCAGCAGGCGCUGGGGCAGGAGCUGGCUCACAUCCGCCAAGGGGCCACGGCCAGCGGGACCGCAGGGAGCGGAGCCACGGACAGCGGGAUCAAGGACAGCGGGAUCAAGGACAGUGGGAUCACAGACAGUGGGAUCACAGACAGUGGGAUCACAGACAGUGGGAUCACUGCACGGGUGCUGCAGGCCUUGGCUGCACUGCUCAACUCCACACACAGCGGCGCCCUGGUCAUGGCCAUGCAUCGCCACCACUUCAUCUCCUGCCCGCUCAUGCGCCAGCUCUACCAGUACCACCGCUCCAUGCCACAGGACACUGCCUUCUCCUCGCUCUUCUUCAAAGUGCUCAUGCAGAUGCUGCAGUGGUUGGAGAACCCCGCGGUGGAAGAUGGUCCCCUGCGAGCUCAGCUGAAGGCCUUUGCUGUGCAAUACUCCUCAAGGCACAGGAUCAGUGAUGUUCGAGGUGGCUUCUUGCACCUCGCAGAAGCUCUUUCUUUCCGUCGUGACCCUGACUUGAUCAGCUCCACGGUCUGUGCCAUCAUUGCAACCCUGAAAUCAGGAGAGAAGUGUAAUGUGGAGCCAGAGCUCAUCAGCAAAGUCCUUCAAGGUCUGAUUGAAACCCACUCUCCAUACCUGGAGGAGCUCCUGACUGUCCUCUUCUCAGCUACUGUUGAGACCACUGCCAGGUGUCCUGCCAUGAAACCAAUUGCUGUGGUGUGCUCCUUGUUGCUCCAGGACAAAGAAGAAACACCAGUAAAGAAGGAGGUGGAGAGUUGCAGUGCUGAAUCAGCUUGGCCAGGGCCUGCCUCUGGCCUUCUCAAUGACUGGCUGGAGAUGUUGGACCCAGAGGUCAUCAGCAGCUGCCCUGAUCUACAGCAGAAGCUACUGUUCUCCUGGAACAAAGCAGGGUCCCAGGUGCCCUCCUUCCGCCCCUACCUCUUGGCUCUUCUGACUCACCAAUCCAGCUGGACCACACUGCACCAGUGCAUCAGGCUUCUACUUGGCAGGAACAGGGAGCAAAGAUUUGACCCAACUGCAUCCUUGGAUUUCUUGUGGGCCUGUAUUCACAUUCCUCGGAUCUGGCAGGGAAGGGACCAGAGAACUCCUCAGAAGCGCCGUGAGGAAUUCGUGCUCCACCUGAAGGCAUCAGAACUGAUCAGCAUGGUGGAGCUGAUCCUGGCUGAAGCAGAGACCAGAUACCAGAAUACUGACGAGGCUUCCUGCACACUCAUCCAGUCCCGACUGCCGUUGUUGCUCAGUUGUUCUCACGGAGACCUUGAGAACGUCAAAAAAGUAACAGAAUAUUUGACCAGCUGCAUCCAGCAGUGGGGAAGCAGCUCUGUGGGGAAAUGCUGCCAGGACCUUCUGCUGCAGAUAUACCUGCAACUACCUGAGCUCCUUGUGCCUAUGCCUGAGAUGCUUCUUACCAGUGAAGGAGCCAGAGACAGCAGCACUUGCAAGCUUGAUGCCCUGGUUCACAGAUUCAUUAACCUCCUCGCAGACACCAGUGACUCCAAGUCAUCCGAAAGCCGCGUGUGGGAUGCCAAUAUGGCCUGCAGGAAGUUGGCUGUGGCUCAUCCCAUCCUCCUCCUUAGGCACUUGCCAAUGAUUGCAGCACUGCUGCACGGCCGUGUUCACCUCAAUUUCCAGGAGUUCAGGCAGCAGAACCACUUGACCUUCUUUAUCCACGUCCUGGGGAUCCUGGAGCUGCUCCAGCCGCAGGUCUUCCAGAAUGAGCACCAGGCGGCACUCUGGGACUGUCUCCUGUCCUUCAUCCGUCUGCUGCUGAACUACAGAAAAUCCUCACGGCACCUGGCUGCCUUCAUCAGCAAGUUUGUCCAGUUUAUCCACAAGUACAUCACGUGCAAUGCCCAGGCAGCUGUCUCCUUCUUGCAGAAGCACUCAGAUCCACUCCAUGACCUGUCAUCAGACAACAGUGACCUAGCAAUGCUGAAGUCCCUCCUGGCUGGGCUGAGUCUGCCUAGUAAGAGUGGCAUCUUGGACAGGGGCUCUGAUGAAGAGAAGGAUGAUGAAGCAGCUGCUGGCUCUCUCCCCCUGGUCAGCGUGUCCCUCUUCACUCCCCUCACACCAGCUGAAAUGGCCCCGUAUAUGAAGAGGCUCUCCAGAGGCCAAACAGUGGAGGACAUCCUGGAGGUGCUGACAGACAUUGAUGAGAUGUCCAGACGGAGGCCAGAAAUUCUUGCCUUUUUUGCUACCAACCUACAGAAGCUGAUGAGUUCAUCAGAGGAUUCCUGCCGAAACCUGGCCUUCAGCCUGGCUUUGCGCUCCAUCCAGAACAACCCCAGCAUUGCUGCAGAUUUCCUGCCCACCUACAUGUACUGCCUCGGCAGCCGAGACUUCGAGGUGGUGCAGACAGCGCUGAGGAACCUGCCUGAAUACACCCUCCUCUGCCAAGAGCACGCAGCAGUGUUGCUGCACAGGGCCUUCCUGGUGGGCAUGUACGGCCAGAUUGACACCAGCUCUCAGAUCUCAGAGGCCUUGAAGAUUCUGCACAUGGAGGCCAUGAUAUGAGCAUGUGCUUCUGGGAGUUCCACUUCCAGAGGAAUUAAUUUAAUGGAUUCAUUAGCUGCAUACAGCCCUGUAAGAAGAACAGUGUAUUGCAACCCAUGUGCUGGAGGAUCAAAGAGGUGAUGUGGCAGGCCAGACUGUGCUGGAAAAGAAGAAGGUGCUGACUGAAGAUCAGAAAGGGGCAAGGAUCGAUCUGGCUGGCUAAGAUGCCAUUAUUGUGGGAGAAAAAUCUCCUGAACAUUGUGCCAAACAGGGACCACUUCCUUCAUGGGGUCUUGGGGCAGUGGCUGUCAGUUUGUUGUUUGGGGCUUUUUGUGUCUCCAAGAAGACAGAGGUGCUGGGAGAGCAGAAGGGAGUGAGUGAUGGCCCUUGCACUUGAAGUGUCUGCACUCUCUGUGGUGGAGAGAACAUGCAGAUUUGUGCAGGGGGAGAGACCACUUUGGUUUCUGGGGGUGGGUGUUUUUUUUUAUUUUAUAAUUAAAAUUAUCUUUGUUUCCAUUGUGCCUUUCUCUGCUCCCUUGGGCAUAGUUUGACAUCAUUCUCCCCCUGUUCUUCAGUCUGUUGUUAUUCUAGACAAAGCAUCUCUGGAAGACCUGUCUCCAUGGCCAAGUGCUCACAGAGCUGUCUUGGUCUUUUACAGGAUAUGCAAGAAACUGAGCAGAUUUGGAAGGGUCAGUGGAGUACAGUGGAUGAGUUGGAUUGAGAGGUUCCUUGGAAAAUUUUUGUUUAAAAACAAAUAAAACAAACUUCUUGAUACAUCUGUAACCAUUCCAGCAGCUGGCCACUGUCAGAACUUUGAACAAGCAGCUGGGAUCUGCCAGUUCCUCCCGGUGACUCUUCUGACCACUGCUCUCUGGUCCUUGCCUGCUGAUAGGGGUGAUGGUUUAUUUGCCAGCUGUCAUUUGAGGACAGGAAAUCUUCCUUUCCCCUGCUCCAGAGAAAUUACUGCUCCAUGUGCUUGUUCUCCAGCUUCACUUAAUUUUAAUCACCAGUUUGUUCUCAAUCACCAUUUGUCUCUAUUCCUCUGGUGCUCCAGAGAAACACUGUAAUAUAGCAAAGACAAAUAUCCUGGAGGAAUUUUAUCUAUAUCUCCUUGCUGGUGGCAGGGACAAUUGUGACCUCAUAGGUGGCUGGGUGGGGAAAUACUGUCUGUGCUUGCACAUGGGGAAUACCACAGCUGAGCACUUUAGCUAGUGUGUCAAAAUAGGAAUGAAUUUCCAGCUUUCUUUGCAGAGAAAUGGAGAAGAAAAGGAGGAGAACUGAACCUCCCAUCAGCUCUAAGUAGCCUUGUCUUUAAACAGAGAUUAGAGCCAUCAGUUAUGGAUACAACACGCUCUUUUCCUCAGCAGCAUCUGCUUUGCAUCCAGAGCCACUACUGUGGCAAUUAGCUCCAUAUAAAUUAUGUGGAGGAACAGCUGAAGGAGAUCAAGUCAGUGGAAUGGGUUUCCUGAGGGGCUCAGUGACAGCAGGAUUAACGCCUGUCCAAGGGGAGCCAGUAAUCUCACUGGGAACCCUUACCUUAGUCCCUUAUCACACAUCAUUAAGGCAUUGCUCAGUUUGUCAGAGCAGGGAGGUAGUUCUGUUGGUGCUGCUGUGGGCCUGGAGCAGCUGGAAACUUGUGGGACUUCCUGGAAAAGGGCUUUUAAGGACUUUGAGUCAAGGAGCAAGGAAGAUGUCUCAAGACUGUUAUUGUGCAAAGACAGUGAGUCAAACACGAUAGCUGUGCUUUGGUGAAGAUCCUCCGCAGCUGGGGCUUUCCAGAAAUUCCACUCUGGGGCUGCAACUACAAACAUUUACAGGCAAAACCAAACAAUGUGGUUGGUAGCAAAUUGUCCUGUGUCUGCUUUGCAAUGCCUGUGGUGAGCAGAUCUGCUCCAGGAUGCCUGGGUCACAGGAGCAGGGCACACUUGGAUGUUGGCAGAACUACUUCAUGACCCCUCAGUCCAGAGCAGACAGGCUUUGCAGAGCUGCGUGGAAAGAGAUGUGUCUGGGAAGCUGGAAUGAUCAUCUCUUUAGCAGCAGCAGCAGCAAUCACCUUUUGGGAGAUCAGGAAAUGAAGUCAAAUGGAGAUGAUGUGGGUGGAAGUUACUUUGCAGAACUGAGACUUCCCAUAGAUCUCCCAGUACAAAAAUCAUCAUCUGUGAUUUGUUGAUCUCUCAUUUUUGCUGUGCUGAAGGUUCCCACAAUGCAUUUUCUCUGCUGCCAUCCUCUGCUUGGACCCAGUGGAGCUAAGCAGGCUGUCUUGGCUUGAAGCACAUCGUCAAAACCAGAUCAGUGCUGAAAACAGGGCUGUCAGAGGGUGCCUGGCUGUGUGGAGACAGCUCAGGGCAGGAGCCCAUCCCUGCUGUCAGGGAAGGCAGCCGUGACAGCUCUCAGAAGGUUGGUGACAGUGGUAUGAUGCCCUGACACUUGCCUGCCUGUAAUCUGUGCUCUGUAACUUCCAUCUCUGCCUGGCUGAGCACCUCCUCUCCUCCCACCCUGGCUCAGCUGACAGUGUCACCCUUCACAGCUCUCCCAGGCUCCUCCUGGGGCUGGGGCCAUCUUCUGUGUCUUCAGGAGCUUGUGCCUUGACCAGAGGAGGAGUGUGAGGAGGUUUGCAGGGUCUGUCCUGGCCAUGCCCAUGGGACUAGUGCAAGUCACUGCUUCCAUCUGCCUCACAGGCAGUGCAUCCCAAACUGGUGCAAAAUGCUUGUUUGGAUCCUUUCUAGCGAGAGCUUUCUAAAGAGCACUGGGCUGCCAGAGCUGGUGUCUGGGGCUGGGGAAUGUAUUUAACACUGACUCAUGGGGAGGCUUUUUGUCUUCUCAGAUACACUGGGAAUCCCUUGCCAGCUGUAGGGGGAGGCAUGACGGGGAAGAGAAAACUGCCCAGAGGUUUGUUUCUCAUCCUGUGGCUGCAUCCAGCUCUUGUCCAGCAUGCACAUGAUGGACCAUCACUGCUUGGCUGGGCACAAAUGGACAUUUCUAACCUGGCCAUACCACACAUUUGCCAGGCCCUGUGUGGCUGGAAUUGUGGCCCCUCACAUGUGCCAAUGCCCUGGAGGUUUGUGGCUUUUUGACACAGCUCUGGGCAAGGUUAUGCAUCCCAGGAACUGUGAGGGGUGUCCUGGAGCAGCGUGUAAAUUUGGUCAUGAGCAGGGCAUGACUAACCAGGGAGGUGCUUGCCUGUUCCUGACUCAGUGGCCACUGCCUCUGGGACAUGCUUGGCACCAGGAUGCUGGAUGAGUCCCAACACUAAGCUCAGAGGAAAAUCUGCCCAACCUGCUGUGCCAACAGUGGAAGAGCAGGGAAAGGUGUGCAGGUAACAGCCACCAACUGGGACUUCAUGGCUAAAGUCUGAUGUUGUGCCAGCUGUGGGAAAUGAAAAAGGGUAAAGAGAAGCCACACCUUGCAAGGAGCAGCAGGCAAGAAGUCUUGCGCAAAAUAAAAAAGAAGAGGCAAACUCUGUCUCCAUUA
Cyanistes caeruleus (blue tit) is the source of this 9909-nucleotide messenger RNA. The record is from RefSeq and is a predicted model, not a curated record. NCBI's taxonomy places the organism in Eukaryota, Metazoa, Chordata, Aves, Passeriformes, Paridae.